AUGGCCGCUGAAACCCCCGUCCCUGCCCAGGAGGCGCCCGACCAGGUGAUGGCGGAUGUCAACGCUCACUCGUCUACCCGUAUCGGGAAGUACCAGGUGAUCAAAACCCUCGGUGAAGGGUCGUUCGGUAAAGUGAAGCUCGCUCAACAUUGCGUUACUGGCCAGCGAGUGGCACUCAAAAUCAUCAACCGAAAGACGUUAGCUAAGAGUGACAUGCAAGGCCGAAUCGAAAGAGAAAUCUCCUACCUUCGGUUGCUUAGGCACCCCCACAUCAUCAAGCUUUACGACGUGAUCAAGCUGAAAGACGAAAUCAUCAUGGUCAUUGAGUACGCCGGUAAGGAAUUAUUUGACUACAUCGUCCAGCGGGGGAGAAUGCCCGAGGAUGAAGCCCGCCGCUUUUUCCAGCAAAUUAUCGCCGCCGUUGAGUACUGUCACCGUCAUAAGAUUGUCCAUCGUGACUUGAAACCAGAAAAUUUGUUAUUGGACGAUAAGCUUAAUGUCAAGAUUGCCGAUUUUGGUUUGCUGAAUAUCAUGACCGAUGGGAAUUUCCUCAAAACGCUGUGUGGUCUGCCGAACUACGCUGCCCCUGAAGUCAUUUCUGGUAAAUUAUACGCUGGUCCCGAAGUCGACGUGUGGUCGCUGGGUGUCAUUUUGUACGUGAUGCUUUGUGGUCGGUUACCUUUCGAUGACGAGUUUAUUCCGGCGCUUUUCAAGAAGAUUUCCAAUGGUGUCUACACUCUCCCGAACUACUUGAGUCCCGGAGCUAAGCAUUUGUUGACGCGGAUGUUGGUGGUUAACCCUCUUAAUCGUAUCACCAUCCACGAAAUCAUGGAAGACCCGUGGUUUAAAGAGGGUAUUGCCGACUACUUGUUGCCGCCUGACUUGUCGAAGGCCAAGGUGGAAAAGAUUGACAUUGAUGAUGACGUGGUCAACGCGCUCACGGUGUCGUUGGGUUACCCCCGCGACGAAAUCAUUUCUGUCAUCAAUAAGUACAACGAGCAAGAGACUCAAGCCACUACUAAUGAAAUCUUGGAUGCUUACCUUUUGAUGAAGGAAAACCCUCUGCUUGUGCGUGACUUGAAGAAGAGCAAACAAGACUUCCCCGCCACCCCUGGCUACAUGCCUACGCAACUGACGCUGAAGGCUCCCGGCGUUGCCCAGCUGGUGACCUACCAAACCCUUGCCUUAGUGCCGGAUUUGAGUACUUUGCCCAACUCCACCAUUGCUAUCUUGCCACUGUCAUUGCCCUCGAUCCACCGUGAGUACAUGCGGCAAGCCAAUCUGCCAGCGGCCCAAGUGCCUCCGGCUCCCGUCAAAAAGCUGAAAACCAGAUGGCACUUUGGUAUCCGGUCGCGGUCAUACCCGUUGGAUGUGAUGGGUGAGAUCUACCGGGCACUUAAGAACUUGGGUGCUGAAUGGGCCAAACCUACGGAAGAAGAAUUAUGGACAAUUCGGGUCCGGUGGAAGUACGAAAAUGACCAAGCUGACGAGAAGACCCCCAACCUCAUGAAAAUGCAAAUCCAAUUGUUCCAACUUGAACCCAACAACUACUUGGUUGAUUUCAAGUUUGACGGGUGGGAGUUUGAGAACGCCGAAGAGGACGAGAUCCCGUCGCCGUUCAUCAAACUGGACUUAGACGACAUGAGUUCGUUCUCGGCGUACCCGUUUUUGCAUUUGGCCACCAAAUUGAUCAUGGAGUUGGCCGUCAACAGUCAGAGUGGUUAA
Messenger RNA from Diutina rugosa, 1725 nucleotides. RefSeq names its product AMP-activated serine/threonine-protein kinase catalytic subunit (gene SNF1). NCBI's taxonomy places the organism in Eukaryota, Fungi, Ascomycota, Pichiomycetes, Serinales, Debaryomycetaceae. The record is from RefSeq and is a predicted model, not a curated record. Gene Ontology annotation, cellular component: cytoplasm. Gene Ontology annotation, biological process: protein phosphorylation; intracellular signal transduction. Gene Ontology annotation, molecular function: protein serine/threonine kinase activity; ATP binding. The transcript has a single exon. The coding region runs from base 1 to 1725 and encodes 574 amino acids.